AUGGGACUAAAAGUCGCAAUUAUCGACCAGUGGUCGCAGGAGCCGGACCUUCCGGUCUUGUCACUGCAAAAACACUCUUGCACAACUUUCCUCAUGGUACAUUCUCUCCUAUCAUUUUUGAUACUCGCCAUGAGGUUGGUGGUCUUUGGACUCAGGGGGACCUUGGACCCUUCCAUGAGGACUAAUCUGAGCAUGUUCACGGUCGCUUUCUCUGAUCUGUCAUGGGAGUCAGUAAUGGGAAAUUCUGGGAUCCCAAUGUUCCCACAAGCGAGGCAAGUAGGGCAGUACUUGGCUGCAUAUAGAAAGCGAUACAUUCCGGAUGAUGUGCUGAGACUCGGGCAUCGGGUUUUGAAGACUGAACGAACAGCCGAGUCUGCAUCUCCAUGGAUGAUACAGUGGAGGAGAGAGGUUCGCGCCCUUUUGAGGUAA
Messenger RNA from Penicillium cinerascens, 429 nucleotides. Its product is annotated as FAD-dependent pyridine nucleotide-disulfide oxidoreductase. The record is from RefSeq and is a predicted model, not a curated record. Bases 1 to 429 code for a protein of 142 amino acids. NCBI's taxonomy places the organism in Eukaryota, Fungi, Ascomycota, Eurotiomycetes, Eurotiales, Aspergillaceae. The transcript is spliced from 2 exons.